Paramormyrops kingsleyae is the source of this 7676-nucleotide messenger RNA. The record is from RefSeq and is a predicted model, not a curated record. Lineage: Eukaryota; Metazoa; Chordata; Actinopteri; Osteoglossiformes; Mormyridae.
CCCUCCCUCCUUCCUCCCAUUGGGAAAGGUCUGGUCUGAACACACACACACGCACGCACACACACACAGAAAAGAAAAAGGAGACGGACGCUGGAACUUAGUAACUGAAACAAACCGACAGAAAACACGCUUUUGACUGAAUUAUUCGGCAGGACGCGCGACGCCACUCUCCCGUUUCUGGGGCAUGUUCCCGCGGGGGACGGACGGUUAGCCCGCGGGACUGACGCUGCUUGUAAUGCAGGAGCGAACUGGAACCAGCGAAAAGGGCUCAUUUUAAACGACUAGCUAGGGGGUUCGGGGGUGGGGAUUUUUCUAUUAGCUGGCUCGAAUAGUGGCGAGCUUAAAAGUUAAAAGCAGCUAAACUAUACCUGGGGUUGUUUACAUCUCCCGGCUCUUUUCGUGGCUAUACACAGAUGGGACCGUCCUGUUUGCGGGGGACGUCGGAGCAGAGGGGUUAACUCUGGGUACGAAUUUAAAAAAGAAAGAAAGAAAAGAAGUAGGGAUCGGCGUGUUGAUUUUGUAGCAGGACAGUUACGGAGAGGACAGCUAGCCGGGCAGCUAGCGAGCGAGUGGCUUUGAACGCAGGCCAUGGACUAGGGCAAGGGCUGCGAUUAGCUUGUUCUCCAUAACCGGCCAGUACAAGAGAGGAAACUGCGGGGAGAUACUGCCAGGAGAUAGGAGACGCUGAAGACUGGGUGUUUUACCUGCAUAAAUAGUCAAAAGAUGUUGUUUGGAUCAUGCACUGGAUGUCCUAAGUGACCUCGGUCGGAUCGGAAGAGGGAAAAUGUCUACGGCGAAGGAGAAUCCCUGUAGGAAGUUUCAGGCGAACAUUUUCAAUAAGAGCAAAUGCCAGAACUGCUUCAAGCCCCGGGAGCUGCACCUCCUGACCGACCAAGACCUCAACCAGGCCAAACCGAUUUAUGGAGGCUGGCUCUGUUUGGCCCCAGAGGGGACAGACUUUGAUAACCCGAUGCAGAGAUCCAGGAAAUGGCAGCGGAGGUUCUUCGUCCUCUACGAGCACGGCUGUUUGCGGUUCGCUUUGGACGAAUCGCCAAGCACCUUGCCCCAAGGAACUGUGAAUAUGAACCAGUGCAUAGACGUGAUUGACGCCGAGGCCAAGACAGGCCAGAAGAACGCCUUGUGUAUCAUCACACCAGAGCAGGAGUACUUCAUCCGGGGGGAGAACAAGGAGAUCAUCAACGGGUGGAGUGAGCAGCUGGCGGUCUACCCAAGGACAAACAAGCAGAACCAGAAGAAGAAACGCAAAGUGGAGCCCACAACUUCCCAGGAGCCCGGCCCUGCAAAGGUGCCCGUUACGGGUAUGGGGAUCCCAGAGGCCGAGAAGGUUCCGGAUUCCAGGUCCAUCAUAUGGCAGGAAGAGCUCCACAGCAGGGAGGCGGAAGCGGGUCCGGUCUGGGCCCCGGCGGAGGUCGCUCCCCUCGGCUCUCCGUCGGCCCACGCAGGCGCUGAGGUGACGCCUUUGGACCUGAUCUCGGACCAAGGCUCUGUCAAUGGCGACGAAGUGGACCGAGCGGGACUCGUAUUCCACGCGUCCCCUCCACAACCCCCCUUGGACGUCCUGUCCCCGACAGGAAGCUCGUCCAGCCGGAACAGCGGCGAGCUGGGGGGUGUGCCGCGGUGUCUGUCUCCAGCCCCGAGCGACCCCUUCCCCUCAGGCCCCGGCCUGCUCUCCAACGGCUCCCACAUGAGCGGCUCCAUGAGCUCGCUGGACUCGGACACCAGUGGCAGCACCGUGGCCAGUGCCGACAGCCACCCGGCCGAAUCGCCAGGCCGUGGGCUGCGCGCGCCAGGCCCCUAUGAUGCGCCGCGCUCUCGCCGGCAAGAGGCAGAAGCCCGCAAGGCAGAGAAACGUGGUCGGGAACGCAGCCCUGACAGGAAGGCCGUACCGCGGCUCCGCAGCCCCGAGAGGAGUCGCUCAAAUGUGAUAGAGAAGCUGGAGGCCCUGGAGCUGGAGAAUGCAGAGAAGAUGGAGGUGGAGGAGGGUGUCCGCGGUUCCUCGAGGCAGGGCCGCAGCCAGACCCGCCGCUUUCAGAGGGAGGAGGACAGACCUGACUUGCCGCAAGGCCUAGAUUUUACCCGCUCGACCAUCCCACCUCUAAGGAGAGCCAAGUCCCUUGACCGACGGACUACAGAAUCUGUCAUGACUCCAGACUUACUGAAUUUCAAAAAAGGUUGGAUGGUGAAACUUGAUGAGCAGGGACAGUGGAAGAAGUAUUGGUUCGUCCUCACUGAUCACAGCCUUCGAUAUUACAAGGAUUCCAUUGCAGAGGAGGCCUCUGAUCUGGAUGGGGAAAUAGACUUGACUACUUGUUUUAAUGUUACUGAAUACCAGGUUCAGAGGAAUUAUGGCUUCCAGAUACACACGGAAGAAGCAGUGUACACGCUGUCCGCCAUGACAGCAGGCAUACGGCGUAACUGGAUACAGGCUGUGAUGAAGAACGUCCGGCCCUCCACUGCUCCGGAUGUGGCCAGCCUGACGGACGAUCACGGGCCUUGCGGUCCCCUGGAAUCCCUGCCAAAGCCCGAUGUGACGCAGGAUUCCCCCUCGUCCGAGGCCGCCUCCGUUGACCGGGAGCCGGGCAAGAAACGGAGCCGCGUGCGGGAGCGUCGGCGGGAAGGCCGCUCCAAGACGUUCGACUGGGCCGAGUUCCGCCCCAUCGCCCAGGUGCUGGCCCAGGAGAGAGUGUGGCAGGCGGACGCCGCGCAGGCCGAGCUCGGAGACCUGGAGCGCAGCCGGAGGCGCGAGGAGCGCAGGAAGAGGUACGAGUCGGUGACGAGCGCCCCGCCGGAACCUGGCCCUGCUGACACCACCAGGAUGGACUUCGAGAGCACCGGCAGCACCGGGGACUUGGUCACGCCCUUGUUGGAGCGACAACAGAAGAUGCAGGACGAGAUUGAACAGAGGUGGCAGCAGGUGGAGCAGACGCCCAUUCGGGAAGAGCGUAGGGUACCCCUGUCUAUGUCCACGUCGCCUCGAGAUAACGGCGAGCUGGAGAAGCUUCUGGAAAGCUACAAGAAAGGGGUAGAAGAUCUGAAACGGCAGUUGGACAACUGUCAACAGCAGCUGCUCGAAUCUAACCACCAGAAGCUGGAGCUGGAGGUGCAGCUGAAGACCGCCCUGGAGCGUGAGAAUCAGAUUCGUGCUGGCUAUAUCUCGCCUCUGGAGCCUCCUUUGGGUCUGGAGGCUGAACUUGAGUCCCAGAUGAAGAGACAAGAACUGGUUAGUUCUCAAGCUCAGUCCUUAAAAAAGAAGUACCAAGAAACUAAAGAGCUCCUACAUCAGCAAGAACUGAAAAAACGCAACAUGCAGGCUCAGCUUGGCCUUUCUAUUUCACCCCUUUCCAUGACGGAACCUCAAAGCUCAGCCAUCUCGCAGGCUCCUUCUGAAUCCAUCCAUGUCAAGACAAUCAGCAUUUCGCUGCAAGAUAAUGUGGGAACACUUCAAGAGCUAGAGGACCUGAUCUCUGGCAACCCUUUGACUUUGAAGGGCUUGGUGCAGUUGCUGGUCUCCCAUAGUAAGGUCUGUCAUGAAGAUUUCCUACAAAACAUUGCGAGCAAAGAACAGAACAAUUCAGGGGAAAAGAUCAGUUGUCAAAAAGUGUCAGAAAACCUGAAAUAUCAACAAGAGUUAGAGAAUGAGUCAUUGAGGAGGAACCUUUCAAGGACAUGUGAUACUGUGUGUGAUUAUGAUAUACGCCUUAUGGAAGGCAUGCUUGAAAGGGCACAGCGGCAAAAUAUUGAGAACCUGAAGGGUCCUUAUGGACCAUUAUGCAAGAUCGAAGAACACUCUGAAACAGAGAUGACUGUGAGAAAGCUAUCCCAGAAGGUAGAGUUGCUCACUAGUGAGAACGAAGGGCUGAAUCAGCGCUAUCAGGAGAUAAUGAACCAGCUCACUGAAGCUGACAGGGAAAUAGAAAGGCUGAAGGAAAAACUCUUAAACCAGCAAGGUGGACAGGAACAUCUGCUCGUAGUGGAGAAACUAAACCAAGUCAAAGCCCAGCUUGCGGAGAAGGAGGCCAACUCUGUUGAUCAUGAGAUUUUUGAGAGAGAGCUAAGCAAAAAGUCUCAAAAGCUUCAGGAGACUCUAGUAAAAUUAGAAGUCCUAGGAAACAAUUUGAAAGAGACAGAACGGAAGCUGCACCUCAAGGAAGCCACGUUGAGUGGUCUGGGCUUCCAGAUGGGGAAAGAAAAUGACCGUGAGUUGCUCCUUGAAGAGAAGGCUCAGCUCCUUCAUCGGCUGGAGACAACAGAGGCACAGCUUUCAGAGUUAGAGAAGAAGCUUCACACUACUGAGCAGUCAUGUCAAGAUCUUCUGGCCCAGAAUGCUGAUCUGAGAGGAAAAGUGCAUCACCAGGGUUUUUUCGGUGUCCAGGGUGAUAUUAGUGUGCUGAAAGAUAAGGGGAAGGUAGUGAGGAAGUCCGAUGGGGGCGGGGAGAGUGUAGUGCAUGGGUGUGAAGACACAGGUUUUGAAAGACUUGUUUCUCAUGAAAAAAAUGUGCAGCAAGUUAUAGAGGAGAUGAAGAUGAAGUCAGAAGUCCUCAGUAAAGUAUCAGAAGUACUAGGAAAGAUAGAUGUGAAUGUUGGGGCAGUUCUGAAUGAGUUGAUGAGUAGUGUGUCUCUUCAUACGCCUUCUGAUGAGCAGCUUGCAGAAACGAAAGAUACCAUGACAAGAAAGAUCCUGCUAGAAGCAGAGUUCUGGGGAAGGCUGUUGAAUAUGUUGCUUAUCACAGCUCAGUCCAGUGAAUCUGAGUUUGCAGAUAGUUUUUUACAUGAUGUGGCAGAGCGCAUUUUAGUGGAAAAGAGAAUGUUGCUUUUAGCUAAUAGACUUUUCACUCAGCCUAAGAUUGAACUGCAUGCGGUUAACAAAGACUUUGCAAAUAUCGAAAAGAAGACUGAAGGUAGCAAAUAUGGAAAGUUUGAUAUUGAAAAUAAAUGCAUUCUGAAUUUGUGCAACUUGCUUGAUAACGACACUAAUACUCUUGUAAAGAAAGACUUAAUGGAGAUGCUACAGGGGAAAGUUUUCUUGCUAAACCAAAUUAUCACGACCCUUCAAGCUUCUGCAAAUGAAGAGCUUCAAUCAUUGGUACUAAGGCUCUGUGACUUAGAGAAUCAAGAGAAAGGGUGGUUUGGUUAUGUUCAGGAUGCUGCGAUGGAGGCCCACACGUGCUACUUGUUAAGUAGACUGGAUGUUCAACAGCAAAAUCGACUGAAAGAAAUGCAGCUUCAGGGACCAUAUGCUGAGCUGGGUUGUCAGCUCUGUGCAGAACUAAUGAGGGAGAAAGAAGAGCUCACAGCCAGACUGGAAACCAUGCAGAAAGAGAUGGCAGAUCUCAAAAGCCCCAGGAGCGAAGCAGACAAACCAGUUACACACAUCCAGAUUGAAGGAGAACCCAUAGACUCCUUGGAUAAGGCCAUUCAGUUGCAGGACAUGGUGGCCAAGCAUAAGAGAGAGCUUCGGGAGGUGAAGGAAGCCUAUGAGCUUGAGGUGGAAAAGCUGAGGCAGGAAGUGGCUAGAGCAGGAGAGACUCUCAGGCUCAGAUCGGAGGAGAAUGUGAAGGAGAUUGACUCGUUGACUGUUUGUAUGGAGAACUUGAAGAAAAAGCACGAGACGGAGAGGAAAAGCAUGGAAGAGCACUUCAGUAGGGAGAUUGACAAGUUAAGGAGCACAAUCCCUUCUCAAAGUACUGAUGUUGCUGAUGGAGACAAGCCUCAUAUGAUGUCAUCUCUGAAAGAGCGGAUACAGGAGCUGGAGUCCCAGGUCUCCGUCAUGACAGAAGAAAUGAAGCAGCGUGAAAGCGAAGGUCAUGCAACGUCUCUCCGAUUGAAAUACGAGAAAGACCUGGAAAACCUGAAGGACACCUGUGAGAGAGGCUUUGCCGCUAUGGAGGACUCACAUCAGAAGGUGAUUGAUGAGCUUCAGCGCAAGCACCAGCGCGAGCUGGAGAACCUGCAGGAGGAGAAGGAGCGGCUUUUGGCAGAGGAGACAGCCGCCACCAUCGCUGCGAUCGAAGCCAUGAAAAACGCACACCGAGUGGAGCUGGAGAGAGAGUUGGAAAAGGCGCGGAAAGCCAACAGCGGCACGGAAAACGCAGACAUCGAGGAAAUCCGCAGACAGCACGACGAGGAGCUGAUGUCCUUCCAGCGGGAGAUCGAGGUGCUGUCGGAGCAGUACUCGCAGAAGUGCUUGGAGAACGCUCACCUGGCCCAGGCCCUGGAGGCCGAGAGGCAGGCCCUGCGACAGUGUCAGCGGGAGAACCAGGAGCUCAACGCGCACAACCAGGAGCUGAACAAUCGUCUGGCAGCAGAAAUAACGAAGUUACGCUCUAUGACGACUUACGACAGAGGCGACUCUUGCACAAUGAUUCAUGGGAAAGAAAUGUAUGAACUUGAGGUCCUGCUGCGGGUCAAGGAGUCGGAAGUACAGUACUUGAAGCAGGAGAUCAACUCUCUGAAAGACGAACUGCAGGCGGCUCAGAGAGACAAGAAGUAUGCCACAGACAAGUACAAAGAUAUUUAUACGGAGCUGAGCAUCGUGAGGGCCAAGGCGGAGCGGGACCAGAGCCGGCUGAGGGAGCAGCUCCAGCUGGCCCACGAGGCACUGGGCGAGUCCUCCAUGGAGGACAUGGAGCGCGGAGGCUAUGAUAUUAUGAAGUCCAAAAGCAACCCAGACAUCCUCAAGAUGGCCGCCGCAGCUGCCAAACGCUCAGAGCGCACAAUGAGGUCAAAGAGUCUCAAGGAGGGCUUGACUGCUGAGCAAAGACUCCACUUGUUUGACAACAAGGAAGCUAAGGAGUUUUAACGACGAAACAUCAACCAGCGUCACUGCAUGUUUAUUUUAGUCCUGUAAUUCAUAAUUUAGAAACAUCACAAGUCUUAUGUUAAAUUUGUUAUGGAGUUUUUUUUGUCUAGAAUCUGCAGUCCAUGCACUACAGUUACUGUGACUUUUUCCCCCAUUGGCACGUCUUACUGUAAAUAUUUUGUGUUGGUUUUAAAGGAGUAUCUAUCCUAUAUAAUCUAAACACUACUGUGUAAGCUACUGUUUUAAACAUGCUCUUAGUAUGUGUGAAUAGCCAAAGGAAGUCAGUUUGUAUUGCCUGAUUAUCACAGCGUGUUAAUGGUUGAAUAUUGCUUCAUAGCCAGCAAUAUCAAAAGUUUGCCCUAAGUAAGUAAAGUUAGAUUUGGUCAGUAUGCCCAAUUUUACAGUCCCUCUCUGCCCUCUUUUCAUUUUAAUGCUGGCAUAAAAAAGCUUUCAAAGGAAUGGUUGCCUGCAUAAUUUUACAGGUUUAACUUGGCUAAAUUGAGCUUUGCUUGUUAGCCUAAAUAGUGAUAGCUUGUACAUGGUUCUUAAUAUCCUAGUGUUACUUAAAAAAUUAUAAAUAAAAGUGCAAGGACCCAAGAAAACAGUGUCUAAAUUUUACAUGGAUCGGUUCAGCAGUUAUAGUAAUAUAAAUUUAUAUAUUUCUUUCUGUAAUCAUUGAUUCACUCAGCUGUAAGUUGGUUAUGUUUGUAGUGCUGUUCAGUGGCAGUCCCAUUGUAUUUAUUUAAUAUUUUGGAAUUUUGUUUCACGUUCUCAUUUCUGUUUUCUGUUGUAAAUAUACAGCAAAUGUAUACCAACUGACUACAAGUUUAUUAGCAAUAAAUAUUUUUGCACCCUG